Molecule: messenger RNA, 3746 nt
Organism: Betta splendens (Siamese fighting fish)
Lineage: Eukaryota; Metazoa; Chordata; Actinopteri; Anabantiformes; Osphronemidae
Gene: slc1a5
Product: solute carrier family 1 member 5
Exons: 8
Coding region: 142-1746 (534 amino acids)
Biological process (GO): L-aspartate import across plasma membrane
Cellular component (GO): plasma membrane
Molecular function (GO): neutral L-amino acid transmembrane transporter activity; symporter activity; L-aspartate transmembrane transporter activity
Source: RefSeq, a predicted model, not a curated record
AACCGUCGCGUGCUGGGGUUAAGCCGGUAGUUUGGACUCGGGAUAUCUGUAGGAACUUCCAUAGCACUAAGAGCAGCCUUAAAUACUAAUACAAGCAUUUAUCGUUUACGGUUAAUUUCAAGGUAACCUUUAAAGCGCGCGAUGGCUGAGAAGAUAGACAUGGAGCGGGGAAAGGCGUCCAACGGCGACGCGCACCUCUCUGACUCCCGGGCCGCCGGGCUGAACGGCCCGGGGAGCAGCGAGUCCCUGCCGGAGAAGGUGAAGAGGAUCGUGAGAGCCAACCUCCUGGUGAUCCUCACCGUGGCCGGCGUCAUCGUCGGCGUCUUCAUCGGACUCGGCGUGCGCAACGUGGCGCUGACCAGGACCCAGGUCAUUUACAUCGGCUUCCCCGGCGAGCUGCUCAUCCGGCUGCUGAAGAUGAUCAUCAUCCCCCUGGUGGUGUGCAGCCUGGUGUCCGGGGCGGCCAGCAUCGACCCCAAAGCCCUGGGCAAGCUCGGCGGCUGGGCCAUGCUCUUCUUCCUGGUCACCACUCUGAUCGCCUCGUCCAUCGGGGUCGUGAUGGCAUUCAUCAUAAAACCCGGCUCGGUGGAGAUCCAAGCGGGGAACCAGGGUCCGGAGGAUGAUAGCGUGCCCGCCUCCAAAGAAGUCAUAGACUCCUUUUUAGACUUGAUCAGGAACAUCUUCCCCUCCAACCUGGUGUCUGCUGCCUUUCAGUCGUAUGCCACCAGCUACAAAAUGAUGACCAGAAAUGGAACUGAUGGAAACCCCAACAUCACUGUGGAGAAGGUGCCGUUUGGAACCGACCAGGACGGCAUGAACAUCCUGGGCCUGGUGGUGUUCGCCAUUGUGUUCGGCGUGGCUUUGCGCAAGCUGGGGGAGGAGGGCGAGAUCCUCAUCAAGUUCUUCAACUCCUUCAACGAGGCCACCAUGGUUCUGGUCUCCUGGAUCAUGUGGUACGCUCCUCUCGGUAUCAUGUUCCUCGUCGCCGGCAAGAUCGUGGAGAUGGAGGACGUGGGCACGUUGUUCGCCAGCCUGGGCAAAUACAUCGCCUGCUGCAUCAUCGGACACGCCAUCCACGGCCUGCUAGUGCUGCCCGGCAUCUACUUCAUCAUCACCAGGAAGAACCCAUACACCUUCCUCUGGGGCAUCUUCACAGCUCUGGCGACCGCGUUUGGGACCAGCUCCAGCUCCGCCACGCUGCCCCUGAUGAUGAAGUGCGUGGAGGAGAACAACGGCGUGUCCAAGCACAUCAGCCGCUUCAUCCUGCCCAUCGGCGCCACGGUCAACAUGGACGGGGCGGCGCUCUUCCAGUGCGUGGCCGCCGUCUUCAUCGCUCAGCUCAACAAGGUCUCGCUGGACUUCGUCCAAGUCGUCACCAUCCUUGUGACGGCCACAGCGUCCAGUGUGGGCGCGGCGGGCAUCCCUGCUGGCGGGGUGCUGACCCUCGCGAUCAUCCUGGAGGCCGUCGGGCUUCAGACCAAAGACAUUUCCCUCAUCUUGGCCGUGGACUGGCUUGUCGAUCGUACCUGCACGGUGCUGAACGUGGAGGGCGACGCCUUCGGCGCCGGGCUCCUGCAGCACCUCGUGGACCGCCAGGCCAAGAAGGAGGAGGGGGCAGAGCUGAGCGAGAUCCGGGCGGAGGGGGAGGCGCCGGCCGCCGCGCCCGAGCACUCGCCGCUCAUCGAGAGGCGAGGCGGCAACGGCACCAAGGCGGCGCCGUCCAGUGAAAAGGAGUCGGUCAUGUGAGGCAGCUCACGGCGCCGAGCCCUUGGACUCACUCCACUCCAGAUGAACACUGGGGUUCGAAGCCUUCUGUUCUUUUUUUUUUUUUUUUUCUUUUUUUUUUCUAGCCCUGAAACAAAAGGUGUUUGGAGAGAGACUGGACACGAACAUAAAAACUGUCCUCCACACCUUUCGCCGGGGAAACCUAAAACGUUAUAGGAGAAAUUCAAACUCCGAAUUAUGCAAAGACUUUUCUUUUCUUUUGAGGGACGUUGUCCCGUGUUAGUCUGGCUGCUGUCUGGAGGCUAACUUUGCACGACUUUAAAUUCUAAAGUCAGGAGUUUAGUAUGUGACCAACGUUUGUGUCCACUGAGGUGUUUAGAGGCCAGACCAGCGAGUCCCCCUGCGAGACACAGUGGACGAGUUCAAACUGAGAAAUGACUUCUAACUGUUGCGUGUGUUAAUGAUGGAGGAAUGGAAGUUACAUGAAUAGAGUCAAACAGGACCUUGUAUGUAGGGAAAUGUGGAACAAUCCAAUUCCGAGAUUUCCAGGAUCAGAUGAUUGGUUUGGUUAAAAUCUUCUGAGAAGUGAGAUCUGAAAAAACCCAGACAAUCAAUAAUUAGCUUUAAAGAGUUUUACUGCAUGUCUUUAUGGCCAGUUUCAUUUAACGGUAUAUUUUAAUUAUGCCUUUUGUAUAUGAAUCACUACUUCUAUACACUGACCAUAAUCUAUAGAUUUUACUUACAUUAUACAAACAAUAAUACAUUGUAACAUGCAAAUUUGCUUUUGCUAAAACUGCAGAAACUUUUUCAGGUGGCCGACAUCUUUUACAGUCUGAUUUUAAUGACUCCUUGAAGUGGCUGCUGUUGGAAAAGCUGCUCCUUCAUGUAUGUUCCCACAGGCACACCAAAUGAAACCCUGUCCACGGCGCCAUAAGGCCGGGGGCCUCUUUGCCCCUUCACGUGGACAUUUAGUGCUGUAGCAGGUCGACACAAUCUCAGGUUCACCUUUAGCUUGAAGACUCUCCUCCAGCUGCUCCACAACACUCCGAGACCAAAAAUCACACACCCAUCCAGCAAACGGGAAGGAGACUCCAGACGACACUUAUAGACAUUUCCAGGGAUGUAUGCUUUUUUUUAAAAAAAAAUCAUUAUUGUUCUAGCCAAUAUUUUAUUACUGCUGUUUCUUUUUGUAGGUCCCAGCAUUUUAAAGCACAAAUGGUUUUGAAGCACAGUGUGCAUGUGUGUGUUGCGGACAUUUUUUUUAUUAUUGUGGGAAAAAAACUGUAAAAAAUUCCCUGUACUACAAAGCUACUAGAAAAGCAGUAGUGGACUGUUAAACCUGCAGGAGGCGGACCUCAAAUUGAACAGAUCUGACCAUAAACAUGAAGUUGUUCGAACCUCCUUGAGACCCUGUUGAUGGUUGAUUAGUUAUGUAUAUAUUUAUUUCUCAAGCUCUCAAAAUCCAAAGAAGGUUUUUUGUGAGUAAGGUGCUUCCAUCUGACGCUUCUCUCAAAUGUACUCUGCAUUCAGUAAAGUUCAGGACGUGAUGUUGGAGAACAUGAUGUGGCAGUAACGGGAUGAGCUAAUCUGCUUUAACCACAGAGCAGGCUCUUUCAUCACAUCCAACCCCACUAAUUUAUACAAACGUGUUUCUUUUCCCAGGUUAGUCUGUUUUCUGCAUCAGCUGCAUUUGUAUGAUGCUUUUUCACGUUAUCUAGUGCAGUCUCUACCUGGGUGCUACUCGUGGCCUCGGACCUCUUGUUCUUAGUUGCUUUUUUUGGUACAAGGUUGUUGUCAUUCCUUCAUGAGAUUAUUAACCAUGUUUCUCGCUCAGUGAGUGACUGAGUAUGCACAUAGUAUAUGGAAUGACUGCGUUGUAACGGGCCUAUGUUUCAAAGAAUACUCACGAGUUUGAAUUGACCCUUUGUAGUCUUUGGAGAACGUGCAGAGGCGUCUGUGGGAUCCAUGCAGCCUUUAUGCAGAGUGGCACAUGUAACAAUAAACUAAGUUUUGUAAAUUAA